ACCGCUAAAAUAUGUACGUUUACAGUAUGUUGAUCAACAUAUUUCACUGUCAUAUUAACAGUCGAAUUUUAUCAUGGAAAUCCUAUCAUUGGAAGCAAUAUAAUAUGCGAUGUAUAUUGAAUCAAAUUGACAUUUAAAAGGAAAUUAAAAUCUGCAUUACACUGAACAUAAAGCGGAGUUGUUAGUUAUAUCUCUUGGAAUUGAAUGACAUUGAAGGGUCUUUGUUAUCUGUCCUGUCGAGAUCCUCCAGGAAAUCGGCAAAGUUCUCAUCAUAUUAUCAGCAUUUUCUUCGAUAUUUCUCUUAGUCAACUAUUCUGACCGACUUCUCUUGUAAUUCAGUAAAAUAUUUUAUCGUUACGCAGUUGGUUUAUAAACACUACGCUUGAAAUGCAAUUGUUCAUAUUUCUCUUUCAAGAAAGCGUCUGGAACGUAUACGAAUGAAAUGAAAAUGGCUAUGAAUAUUCCUGUCGAAAUCCUCAACUGUGCCAAUAAAGCAGUAACGAAGCCUUAUAAUUAUGACUACAAAACUGAGUUUUACCUACCGCCACCAGUUUCGGAUUUAUGCAGAAUGUCUUUGCCGGACCUCGAAUACUUAUAUCAACGAUACCUGAACACCAUACAAACUGUAUGUAAAACUCCGAGAAGAUUCGGGAAGAUAACAGAUGGUGGAUGGGAUGUGUGUGUUGAACCGCAGUACCUUCCAUCCAAGGGUUGUCUGGUUUACUCAUUUGGAAUCAACAAUGAUUUUUCGUUCGACGAUGAAAUCGCUGAUUCACACAACUGUGAAGUCCAUUCCUUCGACCCGAGCAUGAAAGUCAAGAGUCAUAUAAGAAGAAAGAGUAGGACCUUUUUUCACGAUACUGGUCUCUCUGACGUCAGCAGAACGAAUCCCGUUGGAACAGAAUGGCGUAUGCUGACAUUUAAGGAUAUUAGAACUGAUCUGAAUCACUCAGAGCGAAUGCCAGAUGUCGUUAAGAUGGACAUAGAAGUGUGGGAGUGGAACGUACUUCCGGAAAUGUUCGCUACUGGUCAAUUCCCUAGACAGUUGAUCAUAGAGUUCCAUCUGUGGUCCCAGCGGUACACCACGCAGAAGGACAUGUGGAUACGUCGGCUGUCUGUCCUACGUCUUAUACAUGACGCAGGUUAUAGAAUAUUCUGGAUGAAUAGAAACCUGAUAUGUAAAUAUAAAUCAGUUUACACUAAGAAACAAACUCUCGCAUGUCACGAGAUUUCGUUAAUACGGAAUGGACCAGAUGUUUUGACAGAUUACUGAUGGUGAUGUUGGUCCUAUACGAUAGAAGAAGAAGAGAACAUGUUAACUUCAUGUCAUAUCAACUAAUAUUAACACUCCUCCUGAUUUACCGGGUGGAAGCGCAUGAAGGGGAGGAAUUUCAUAAACGAGGAGAAACAACUUAUUUGCAGGUGACCGCGAUAACUUUCCAUCUUUGAUCGAGGAAGCGUACCCUUUUGCCCUUUACAAAGGCGAAAGUGUAGCCUUUGUGCAACAUGUUCAAAUGAAGCCCUAGAUAUUUAAAAUCAGCAUUACGAUAAGAAAUAUGGAUAUCAUCAGCGUUACCAUGGUUACUUCCCCUAGUUAGGAUACACAUCGGUGAGGUAAUACCAUAGUUACCUCUCCGGUGAAGGAUACUCAUCCAUGAUGUAGUAUUCAUCAAGGAUUGUUGUUUUUUGGAAACGGAUAUGCAUGCACAUAGUACUGUAGUUGACUCUGCGGUUAGGGUAAUAAAAUUCUAAGGUUGAUACCGUUUUUAAAGUGCAUAUAUAGAUACAUUCAUAUCAAUUGGGAUAUUCACAUUUUCGAUGUUGCUAAGUACGAAGUCAUUUGCUAUAUUUAACAUUCAAACUAUGGUGUAA
Pecten maximus is the source of this 1872-nucleotide messenger RNA. RefSeq names its product methyltransferase-like protein 24. Bases 443 to 1273 code for a protein of 276 amino acids. Lineage: Eukaryota; Metazoa; Mollusca; Bivalvia; Pectinida; Pectinidae. The record is from RefSeq and is a predicted model, not a curated record. The transcript has 6 exons.